Molecule: messenger RNA, 6895 nt
Organism: Dermacentor silvarum
Lineage: Eukaryota; Metazoa; Arthropoda; Arachnida; Ixodida; Ixodidae
Product: protein masquerade
Biological process (GO): proteolysis
Molecular function (GO): serine-type endopeptidase activity
Source: RefSeq, a predicted model, not a curated record
UCCUACCCCUCCCCCAACCCCUCCCCCUACCUCUGGUGGCCGCAGUGUUUUUGUGUGCUCGUGAACCACCGACGCGCCACCAGCACAGCUCUCAGCUGCUGCCCCGACGCUGCCAGUGCAUCCGGCUGCAGUGCUGCGUUACAUUCGCAGCAGUGGUCGCUGCAUAACAACGCUGCCUAAACGCCUCAGCAUCAUGGCGCGGGCACUUGUCAGCCUCCCGGCCUGGAUGUUCCUAGUUCCACUGUUUCUUCUGGCGACCACCGGGGUCCGAGCCCAGGACACGACUGCCAUACUAUCGGGAAUACUGGGUUCCCUGACAUCCACAACCAAAGCCCGCGGGUGUCCAGGGGAAUGCGUGCACGCCAUCACCGCUCUCUUGUGCGACCAAGUGGUGGACGAGAUUCAGUGCGGCGCCAGCUACCUGCGCUGCUGUGUGCCCAAGGAGUUUAGCCUGGGCGGCACUGCAGUUGAGACGUCGGCGCCCUUAGCCGAAGACGAAAUGGUUCCCGCCACUUCGCCUGCCUCCACAGUUGACGAAGACACCAACGCGACCGUCCCCACACCUCUUCCUCCGGUGACUCCAACAGUGGAAGCACCACCGCCGCCACAACCGCAGCAGCGCCCGUCGUCGACGCCACCUCCACCACAGCCCACGCAGGCUUCGACGCAGCGUGACGUGUGUCCCGGUGUCUGCGUCGGCAAGGGACUGUCCCAGUAUUGUCACCGCAUUCUCAGCUCGCCAUCCUGCGGUCCUGACGCCGUAUGCUGCACUUCCGCGGACGGUCCCCCUCAGGCUGAACAACCGGAUGACGGCACGCUUCAGCAACAGCCGGAGCGCACUCCGUCGCGCGAUGCAGUUCAGGAGUCGAAGCUCCCGGAAUGCCCUGGAUCGUGCGUGUCUCCGCUUCUCAGCAUCCUUUGCGACCACGUAUCUACAGUUCACUCGUGCCCGACGGGCGGCUCUUGCUGCGUCAGCGCGGCGGCCACGACCACCGAGCCUCCCAUACCAGCCUGCGACGGCCGCUGCCUCCCGCCCUUCUUGAGUGGGGUUUGCCAGAAGCCCGCGCAGCUCGUCCUUCGCACCACGACAUGUCCGAGUGGAACCAUCUGUUGCUCCCAGCCCGAGCGCGACCAGCGACCUGGAGGCGGAUAUUUCGCGCCGCAGCAAGGGACUCCCAUGCGCCAACAGAGGCCACCGAUGCAGCAACAGAGACCCUUCGGAGCCAUAAUACCGCAGGAACGUCCGUACCAGAACCACCCGCAGGCGCACGACCAGCUGAAUGCCGUGAUACCAGUCGACCAGGCAAUGAUGGAUCAGCUUGCCUUGGAGAGUGGCGGUGGGGGACACCGGCGGCCCCAGCACGAGCACCUCGGUCCGCCACAGCAAGGGAGACCAGACUUUCCCCACAGGGAACCUCCUCAGAUGCCCCCGCAAGGACCACAAGGAGGAGUUCGGCCAGUCAAACAGGGAAUUGGCCCACCGAAGCGACUAAGGCCGUCCCAACACCACCCUCCUGGUUCUCUACAACGCCCUGGACCCCGACCGCCCAGCCCCAGCAGCAUGGAUUUUCAUGAGAACAACCAACAGGGACCGAUCGGCUUGGCUAACGACGAGUCGAAUCAGCCGAUGCUCAGGCCCUUGAGGCCUCCAAACUCAGGCGAGAGACCUGGAGGCGGGGAGUCCAACGCCCUUCCAUCUGCACCCCAGCCGCAACAACAACAACAACAACAACAACAACAGCAACAACAACAACAACAACAACAACAGCAGCAGCAGCAGCAUCAUCAAGGUCCUCCUCCGUGUCCGGGCAACUGCAUCUCGAGUUACCUGCGGUUCGCCUGCUUCGGCGAGAACGCCAUCCACCCGAGGCUUCUGUGCCCACAGGAAGGGCUCGUGUGCUGUGCCAACGUGGCCCAAGUGCAGAGGAUUGCCGAGGAAGCCGCAGCCGCAGCCGCUGCUCCAGAUACCAACGAAGGCCAGCAGAGGCCGCCAGAGACUCCCCCUCCGCCAUCGCAACCACCACCACCGCGGGCGGCCCUGAACCCGGACCCGGGAUCUCGGCCCCCGCCACCGCCACAGCGACAGUUGCCGCGACCCGAGCCCCAGCAGCCUGAGCGCCAGCAACGACCGGAGCCCGGACCCCCUCCUCCGAGAAAGAUGCUGCAGCAACCGAAUUUCUUGCUCCAAGACGCUGAGAUCGCGACCGCAUUGCCAUCCAGUACAACGAGGGCGCCAUCUGUGGCGAAGGGCCGCCGCCCACCGCGUCCCUCUACGUGCGGCGUCAAAGGGGUUGGAUCCGGCUCUGGGCCGGACCGGCGCCAUGCGGCUCGCAUCACGGGAGGAAAGGACUCUCUUCCGGGAGAGUGGUGCUGGCAAGGAGACGCUGAUGAUAUAAUGGUCGCUUCCUAGAUUUUCCUCCAGAUUUGUCCAGGAAGCGUCUUUGAUGUUGAAGGUGAAAGUGAGGUCUGGGAACGUGUCCCUACUUACACUGUUGCCUACUCUUGUGGGCGAGGUGGGAAGCCUGUUAGCCUGGUGCGCAACGGCGAGCCGGUGUUCGUGCGCGUCGGCGACCACGACCUCGGUAGCGAGCGCGCGCACCCGGGCGCGCAGACGCGCCGUGUGGCCACCACCUACAUCCACCACAACCACAACGGGCAGACGCUAGACAACGACAUCGCGCUCCUCAAGCUACAGGGCGCCGUCGAGCUCAACCCGCGCGUCUGCCUCGUCUGCCUGCCCGCCCGCGGAGCGGCCCCGACGCCUGGAGACCGGUGCACCGUCACUGGAUACGGCUACCUGGGAGAAGGCGGUCCCAUCGCGCUGCGGGUUCGUGAAGCGGUGCUGCCCAUCGUCGAGGACCGCGACUGCACGACCAAGAUCAACGCGGUGGCCGAGAAGCAGUUCCUGAUGCCGGCCAGCUCGUACUGCGCCGGAGGGGAGAAGGGCGACGACGCCUGCCAGUGCAUGAUCCGGCUGACCUGGAAAACGGACCAGACGCGUCCCUCUCCUCCUCGUCGUCUUCCUCCCCCUCUUUCCCCCCGGGGCGCUCCGCCGACCCAGGGAGCGACGACCUCGCCCGAACUGGUUUCCGGAAGCAGCGGUUCCUACCCUCCCCCCAACCCCUCCCCUACCUCUGGUGGCCGCAGUGUUUUUGGUGUGCUCGUGAACCACCGACGCGCCACAGCACAGCUCUCAGCUGCUGCCCCGACGCUGCCAGUGCAGAUCCGGCGCAGUGCUGCGUUACAUUCGCAGCAGUGGUCGCUGCAUAACAACGCUGCCCUAAACGCCCUCAGCAUCAUGGCGCGGGCACUUGUCAGCCCUCCCGGCCUGGAUGUUCCUAGUUCCACUGUUUCUUCUGGCGACCACCGGGGUCCGAGCCCAGGGACACGACUGCCAUACUAUCGGUUGACGAAGACACCAACGGCGACCAGUCCCCACACCUCUUCCUCCGGUGACUCCAACAGUGGAAGCACCACCGCCGCCACAACCGCAGCAGCGCCCGUCGUCGACGCCACCUCCACCACAGCCCACGAGGCUUCGACGCAGCGUGUACGUGUGUCCCGGUGUCUGCGUCGGGCAAGGGACUGUCCCAGUAUUGUCACCGCAUUCUCAGCUCACCCUCCUGCGGUCCUGACGCCGUAUGCUGCACUUCCGCGGACGGUCCCCCUCAGGCUGAACAACCGGAUGACGGCACGCUUCAGCAACAGCCGGAGCGCACCUCCGUCGCGCGAUGCAGUUCAGGAGUCGAAGCUCCCGGAAUGCCCUGGAUCGUGCGUGUCUCCGCUUCUCAGCAUCCUUUGCGACCACGUAUCUACAGUUCACUCGUGCCCGACGGGCGGCUCUUGCUGCGUCAGCGCGGCGGCCACGACCACCGAGCCUCCCAUACCAGCCUGCGACGGGCCGCUGCCUCCCGCCCUUCUUGAGUGGGUUUGCCAGAAGCCCGCGCAGCUCGUCCUUCGCACCACGACAUGUCCGAGUGGAACCAUCUGUUGCUCCCAGCCCGAGCGCGACCAGCGACCUGGAGGCGGAUAUUUCGCGCCGCAGCAAGGGACUCCCAUGCGCCAACAGAGGCCACCGAUGCAGCAACAGAGACCCUUCGGAGCCAUAAUACCGCAGGAACGUCCGUACCAGAACCACCCGCAGCAGCAGCAGCAGCAGCAUCAAGGUCCUCCUCCGUGUCCGGGCAACUGCAUCUCGAGUUACCUGCGGUUCGCCUGCUUCGGCGAGAACGCCAUCCACCCGAGGCUUCUGUGCCCACAGGAAGGGCUCGUGUGCUGUGCCAACGUGGCCCAAGUGCAGAGGAUUGCCGAGGAAGCCGCAGCCGCAGCCGCUGCUCCAGAUACCAACGAAGGCCAGCAGAGGCCGCCAGAGACUCCCCCUCCGCCAUCGCAACCACCACCACCGCGGGCGGCCCUGAACCCGGACCCGGGAUCUCGGCCCCCGCCACCGCCACAGCGACAGUUGCCGCGACCCGAGCCCCAGCAGCCUGAACGCCAGCAACGACCGGAGCCCGGACCCCCUCCUCCGAGAAAGAUGCUGCAGCAACCGAAUUUCUUGCUCCAAGACGCUGAGAUCGCGACUGCAUUGCCAUCCAGUACAACGAGGGCGCCAUCUGUGGCGAAGGGCCGCCGCCCACCGCGUCCCUCUACGUGUGGCGUCAAAGGGGUUGGAUCCGGCUCUGGGCCGGACCGACGCCAUGCGGCUCGUAUCACGGGAGGAAAGGACUCCUUUCCGGGAGAGUGGUGCUGGCAAGCGGCCCUGAUAAACGCGCAGAACCAAUACCUAUGCGGAGGUGCACUGAUCGGUACGCAGUGGGUUCUCACUGCAGCGCACUGCGUCACCAGCCUGGUGCGCAACGGCGAGCCGGUGUUCGUGCGCGUCGGCGACCACGACCUCGGUAGCGAGCGCGCGCACCCGGGCGCGCAGACGCGCCGUGUGGCCACCACCUACAUCCACCACAACCACAACGGGCAGACGCUAGACAACGACAUCGCGCUCCUCAAGCUACAGGGCGCCGUCGAGCUCAACCCGCGCGUCUGCCUCGUCUGCCUGCCCGCCCGCGGAGCGGCCCCGACGCCUGGAGACCGGUGCACCGUCACUGGAUACGGCUACCUGGGAGAAGGCGGUCCCAUCGCGCUGCGGGUUCGUGAAGCGGUGCUGCCCAUCGUCGAGGACCGCGACUGCACGACCAAGAUCAACGCGGUGGCCGAGAAGCAGUUCCUGAUGCCGGCCAGCUCGUACUGCGCUGGAGGGGAGAAGGGCGACGACGCCUGCCAGGGCGACGGUGGCGGGCCCAUGGUGUGCCUGGUAGACGGCUUCUACGAGCUGGCCGGCCUGGUGUCCUGGGGAUUCGGCUGCGGCCGGCCCGACGUGCCGGGUGUCUAUGUCAAGGUGUCUUCCUUCAUCGGCUGGAUCAACCAAAUCAUCAGCGUCAACAAUCUUUAGCACCUCGUCGCUCCUGGAACCGAAUCAGUGGCAUCCCCCCCUGGGUGCCUCAACGUGUGCUCAAGCACAGACACUCGUCACAUAUCUCCGGUACACGAGUUCCUCAGCAGAACGUGACGCAGUCUUGGUGCACCUGCGUUUCCGGCAGACAACGUCAGGCCACAGGGCUUGGACGAGGCUUCAGUAUCCUUAUAGAACUGCAUUGUGUACAAAGCCAGAAACGCUGGUGCCCACGAGGUUUCCCCAAAGCACGCGUCGCGCUUCCUCUUAAAUGCGCUGUGGUCCCGUACCUUAGUGGUACAAACUGGCAGGUACAAAUUUUUCAACUUUCACGCCACACUCACUACUCUGAAGGAAGGCACACGUGGUCUAAAUAAUCUGUACUCCUAGAAACGACACUCGUUAAGCAUUCACUAUGCAUUCAUCAGGCUUGUGGUUGUACCUGCUGAUGGCGCUGUUGAGUGUAAAGCGCGAAAUUUAUUUGCAUGUCUUCAGUCAUUCUUCAGCAUUAGUUGAGAAUUAGAGAAAACAUUUGCAGCCUUAGCACACAUGGAGAAAUAUUUUUUAUUAUUAUUAUUUGUCAUCAGAAGCAGCGGCCUUAUGAAUUCAUCCUAGUCCCGUGCCAAUCGAACAUCUGGUUCUGCGGAACACUGCAGAGUGCAAAUGUCAUGUCUCCGGGUUCACAGAAGGAUGGUUGUUUGUCCUUGCACGAUAUCACUUAGUCGCCACGUUACACCCGUUCGUGUCGUUAACGUUCUAUCUUUUCCUUUAUCUGCAUGAUAUCAUAUAGUACGUGCUAUUGGAUGGCAGUGCAAUAGUAUUGUCACUCAGUACACGCGUUAAAGAAUAUUCGCCAAGAAUUACUUGCCAUUAGACACAUGUCAAAACAAGUGCCACCGAAGCCUAUUCACUUUUCUACAAUGUGGUCAGUCGCAUUCUUAUCAUAUUCAUGUAUCAAUUUCAUCGUCAGAGAACCUUUCACAGUAGGGUCGGCAGAAAUUAAUUAGUGAAAAAUCAUAAUAUGCACGAGAAAGGCGUUGAAUUAAAGAGAUGCACCGGUGAAACAUGAUUAUUCGUAGCACACAUUCGAUUGAGUGAUGUUAUUUUGUUCGCUGCCUUUGUUUAGCUGCGUGUGUUUUCACCUUUCAUCACACAUUUCAUUCUGUUCAUGCUUCAUCAUUUUUAUUUAUAAUGCGCGCUAGUACGAAACUACUUUCUAUAAAUGGUGCUCAAUCAGAAACAAAACCUCUAGGGCUCUUUGCUGGCUCAUAUUUAUUGUCGAAAGCAUGCUACAGAGCCAGAUUCGUACUACGUGUCACAGCAGUUAGUCAGAAAGAGAAGCUCAUGAACAAUGUCUUGACGAGGUCUGUACUGGAGGGAACGCAAUUACGAGCGCGAAAUGAAGACAAAAGAAAAGGAAAGAAAAGUUGAAAUAAAAUGUGUGUUUUG